UUAUUGAAAUGUAGACUUAGACGUUUGUUGUUUUGUUUCAGAUUUUAAGAUUAUUAAUCCUAUAUCCUAACUAGAUCUAGAUAUACAUCAUAGCCCAAACCUCCCACAGCUGGCAGGUUAGAAAUGGAAAAUUCUCAUUUUGAAGUGUGAAACAGACUUUUUCCCUUCUUGGAUUAGUUAUGAAUGAAAGAAAAUUGAUGAAACAAAUUGCUUUCUUCAGUGAUGGGCUGAACAAAAAUUUAUGGAAGUGGCUGAUGUCUGUGUGCAUAUACUUCGCUGUGCUUUGCUUUUUGUGCUUUUUCUUGCCCUUUUCCAAGAUUUUCACCGUAGUUCACAGCUAUGAGUCUCUCUUUGACCAAGUUGAAGCAGCAACAGAUGGACGACUCAGAGCAGCCAAACAAUAUUUUCAGACUCAAAACCCAGAAUUGUCUUCCAGAAUUUACUCAAAUAGAAUCAGCCAGGUUAACAUUUUGUUUGCUGUAGGCAUUAUCACCAUAAAGCGGACUAAAGAAACUAAUUUUCUUGAAAGCUUGGGUUAUCUUCCUCCGUCUGUAGCACAUAUGGAUAGCAUUUUAAAAAGCCAUCGUUUUUUUAACACCAGUUUUCUUUUUAUUUGUAACGUUGAUGCCUUUCCAAGUACACAUUUUGAUGCUGUAGAUCUCUAUAAGUUUGUCCCUUACACAGAACGAUUUGGAAAAAAUUCUCUUAAUAUCCCAACAUUGACCAUACCAAAGACCAACACCGGAUUUAUUGAUCUCACCACACAUAGUACAAAAUACAGGAAGGAGUCGUUUGACUAUGCUUUUUGUUUGUUAUCUGCUGCUGCUUUGAAUCCACGCUUUAUUCUGCUAUUGGAGGAAGAUACAAUACCCCAUAAAGAUUUCCCAUCUGUUAUAGAGCAUCUAAUAACUUUUAGACUAAAUUUACCUUUUAACCAGAAACAUGAAUUUGGAUUUUUAAAACUUUACUUUCCUUCAAAGUGGCAAGGAUUCGGUUUUGAGUUCACUAAAAUACUAGAUCUCUUGUGUUGUUGCAUUCUUGUCACAGCUGUAGCUGGUGUAUACCAUUAUCUUCAUUCAUUCCGAUCAGCUACUUUGCCAGGCUUGAACAGUGUAUUACUCUCAGCAUUUUUGGUGACGCUACUGACCUGUCUGCUAGUUGGCCGCCAAAAUAUCAACGAGUUAAGGCGACUAUCAAAACAUUUCUACAGGCUGCAGAGUUCUGAAGGUUGCUGCACACAAGCAAUGGUUUAUCAGCCUUCCAUCGUCAGCUCUAUGGCUGAGUAUCUUGUGAAUCCGCUCAGUAAUGAACAUACAGAUCUUGCCAUCUGGGAUUUCUCUUACCGUAAUUCCAUCAGGACUUUACAAGUGGAGCCCAAUCUUUUCUUUCACACAGGUUUGUAUACAACAUUAAAUCAGGUCCAAAAACAUCCUGAAGAAUUCAUUUAAUAAAUUUGUAUUUAAAUAUACUACUUGUUAUGUAUAUUGUUAUCUACUAGUCUUUAAGCUCUGUGUACCAAUAUUUAAUCUAACUGAAUAGUUUUUAAAAAACAAAAUGUAAAUGUUUACUAUGUUUUAUGAUAAAACAUUUACUUGUAUUGCUUUAUAAAUAUAAAUGUAGAACUUAAGAACUACAAUGCUAUUAACACUAGGUCAUGCAUACACUAGAUCAUGCAGAUUCUGUUAUUCAGACAUUUAAAAAAUGUCUUUGUUGUUUUUUCCUUAUGCCACUUUAAUGCUCUUUUGUUGAUAUGUGAGAGUAUAUUAUAUCUGGGAGAAGAUUUCUGUGCCAGGAUUAGAAUUCAAGCCCCUUUGAUAGGUAGCCAAGCAGUUAAUGCCACUUAGAUCACAUUGCCUUGAAUAAUCUCAGCAGGCCACAUAAGUUUAAUCUAUAUUUUUACAUUUCUUCAGGAUGACCUUACAAUUUGACUUAUUGUCUGUUUAUUGAUCAAUUCCAACAUGCAGUCACAUUUUGUUUUGACUUAUGUCAUAUUUUAUUAUUUAGAUCUUCCCAGUUUGUUGAAGUAAAGGUAUAUACAUUGGUUGUGAAGAGGAUAUGGUGUAUCAUAUUUUGGCUUCUUGGAAAUUGAGUUUUGGGAUUGUUUACUAUGAUAGUAAAUACAUUGUUUUCAUACUAUUAUGAAGUGUAUUUUCCAUGGCUAUUUUUUUAUUGAGCCUUUUUGGAUUGACUACUAUUUCUAAACAUUGAAUUAUAUUUAGGUUGAAAAAUGUUUCUUUUUUUUUUUGGUUCAUAUAUGUAAUCUUCAUUGUUACUUGGUUCUUACCCGGUCAGACUAUAUCAACAUCAGCCCUUGAUCAGGAAACAUGAAAAGGACCAGGAGCUGGGUGGACUCAGAAUGGCCCAAAGAUCUCGAAAUUAAAAAUCCCAGUCUUCACAGAGGUUCAAACCUGCGACCCCCGGUUCAGAAGCCAAGCGCUUUACCGCUUAACCGCCGCGCCUCCUGGUCUUAGUUUAUUGAUUUGAGGUAAUAUGGUGUGUGAUAUGAGUUGUAGACAGAACAUCUAAGUACUAAUCUGUACUAUUAUUUAGAACUUAGUCCUUUAGUCACAAACCAUGUCUGUUUAUUGUUAAGGUUGGGCUAAAUUUUGGAGUUUUUACCUUACUCCAGUUGUAAGGCAGUUCACCCUGAGGGGGUGAGAUCCUGGAAAAUAAGUUCACUGGGGUAGUAUGGGAGAUAAAUGAAUUUUGAUGUAAUUAAGAGAAUUUUGAUUUAGUUAAGUGAAUUUUGAUAUAGUUAAGUGAAUUUUGAUUUAAUUAAGUGAAUUUGAACGUAGUUAAGUUAAUUUUAAGUUAGCUGAAUUUGAGGCGAUGGAGUGCAGAGCGUGUUCGGAAGUUCAAGGUUGGACGUGUUGGUAGUUUACUUUGUGAUUAGUUUUGUUGUUUUAUUGAUCCGAGGAUCGACCUUAUUUAUUAUGUAUUAAAGUUAUACAAUGUUAUUAUUGUUA
This is a messenger RNA of Biomphalaria glabrata, 2966 nucleotides long. Its product is annotated as post-GPI attachment to proteins factor 4-like. Gene Ontology annotation, molecular function: glycosyltransferase activity. Gene Ontology annotation, biological process: GPI anchor biosynthetic process. The transcript is spliced from 2 exons. Gene Ontology annotation, cellular component: Golgi membrane. NCBI's taxonomy places the organism in Eukaryota, Metazoa, Mollusca, Gastropoda, Planorbidae. The coding region runs from base 180 to 1448 and encodes 422 amino acids. The record is from RefSeq and is a predicted model, not a curated record.